Molecule: messenger RNA, 960 nt
Organism: Galeopterus variegatus (Sunda flying lemur)
Lineage: Eukaryota; Metazoa; Chordata; Mammalia; Dermoptera; Cynocephalidae
Gene: IL6
Product: interleukin 6
Exons: 5
Coding region: 1-639 (212 amino acids)
Biological process (GO): T-helper 17 cell lineage commitment; immune response; positive regulation of cell population proliferation
Cellular component (GO): extracellular region
Molecular function (GO): growth factor activity; cytokine activity; interleukin-6 receptor binding
Source: RefSeq, a predicted model, not a curated record
AUGACCUCCCUCUCCACACGCGCCUUCGGGCCACUGGCCUUGUCCCUGGGGCUGCUCCUGGUGACGGCUACCGCUUUCCCUACCCCAAUACCCCUGGGAGAAGAUUCCAAAGAGGAUGCCAGCUCGCAUAGACCACCACUCUUCUUCCAAAACCAAACCGAAAAACGCAUUAUGUACAUCCUGAACGAAAUCUCAGCACUGAAAGAGGAGAUGUGUAGCAAGAGUAUCAGGUGUGAAAACAGCAAGGAGGCACUAGCAGAAAACAACCUGAACCUUCCACAGUUGACAGAAAAAGAUGGAUGUUUCCAAUCUGGAUUCAACCAGGAGAAUUGCCUGAUGAGAAUCACCACCGGUCUUUUGGAGUUUCAGAUAUACCUGGAGUACGUCCAGGACAAGUUUGAGGGUGAUAAGGGAAAUACCAGAGCUGUGCAGAUCAAUACCAAAGCCCUGAUCCAGAUCCUGAAGGAAAAGUUAAAGAAUCCAGAUGCAGUAACCACCCCUGACCCGACCAUAAAUGCCAGUCUGCUGGCAACGCUGCAGUCGCAGAAUGAGUGGCUGAAGCACACGACAAUUCACCUCAUCCUGCGCAGCCUCACGAAUUUCCUGCAGAUCAGCAUGAGGGCUGUUCGCAUAAUGUAGUGCAGGCAUCCAAAAAUUGUAGUUCACGGGCAUUCCUUCCUCUGGUCAGAAACCUGUCCGCUGGGCACACGACUUAUGUUGUUCUCUAUGAAGAACUAAAAGUAUGAGCGUUAGGACACUAUUUUAUUAUUUUUAACUUAUUGAUAUUUAAAUAUGUGAAGUUGAGUUAAUUUAUACAAGUGAUGGAUAUUUAUAUUUUUAUGACAUGCCACUUGAAAUAUUUUAUGUUUUAGCUCUGAAAUAAUAAUGUAAAAUGGCUAUGCAAUUUGGAUAUCUUCUGUUUCAGAGCCAGAUCAUUUCUUGGAAUGUGUAGGCUUACCU